AUGGCAGCUGCAGGAAUAAGAACUACAAAUACAUAUUCUUAUUUAGCAGAAGAAGCUGGUGGGUCUCAGAAUGUAGGUUUUACACAAAGAGAUUGCUACAAUGUUGUGAAUAAGGAAAAAAUGGUCAUGUUUGAAGCAGGGGAUGCUCAAAGUUUGAUCAACCUUUUCAAGCACAAGCAAGCAGAAGAUCAUAUGUUCUUUUACACUGUGCAAGUGGAUCAAGAAAAUCGAAUGACAAACUUUUUUUGGAGAGAUGGAAGGUCGCGACUUGACUAUGAGUGCUUUGGGGAUGUUGUAGUAUUUGAUACUACAUAUCGUACCAAUAGGUAUAACAUGAUUUGUGCUCCUUUUGUCGGCGUUAAUCACCAUUGGAAAAAUGUAUUGUUUGGUUGUGCAUUUUUACUGGAUGAGAAAACAGAAACGUUUACUUGGUUAUUUGAUACUUUUUUGGAAUCAAUGGGAGGUCAAAAGCCAAAGACAAUUUUUACUGAUCAGUGUCAAGCUAUGGCAAAUGGCAUUGAAAAAGUUUUUUCUGGGUCGACUUGGGAUGAGCUAGUUGCAGAAGUCAACCUUACAGGGUGCUCACAGAUGUGCUCACGGAUGAAUAUGUUGUAUGCGCUUCGUGCCAAAUGGUGUCCGUCAUUUAGCCAUGAUACUUUCACAUGUCGGAUACAAUCUUCACAAAGAAGUGAGAGCACGAAUAAUGUUUUCCACCAAAUUUCUACCAAGACAAUGAGACUUAUUGAAUUUGUGCAUCAUUAUGAUAAACAAGCAGCAAAAAUGCGUACAAGUGAAUCAGAAGAGUCUUAUCGUUGCAAUCAGGGUCUCCCUUCUAGAGUUGCCCAAAGGAGUGGAAUUUUGAAGCAUGCUGCUACUGUCUACACUAGGAAAAUGUUUAAAAUAUUUGAAAAAGAGUUUUUGAAUAGCUUAGCAGUGACAAUGGAUGAAUAUGAGAGUUGUGGUACAAUACACUCUUUUGAACUUAAUGAGGAGGGUCACACAAGAGUUUACCUUGUCCAACUUAACUCAUCAGAUGGCACGGUUUCUUGUAGCUGCAAAAUGUAUGAGUCCAUGGGUUUGUUGUGUCGUCAUGCUCUAAGGGUACUAAACGUCAAAUCUUGGACUGAAAUACCUUCACAACAUAUAUUGAAGCGUUGGACAAAAGAUGCAAAGAAAGGAUUGCAUGCAAAUGAGCAUAGUCAAUUAUUGCAGGUAAAAGGUGAACCAUCUGUUACAUUGCGUCGAAAUGCUUUGAUGCGAAUGGCUUAUAAUAUAUUGAGUAAGGGAGCAGAGUCCGAAAGUGCUACUAGAGUUGCCAUGAAAAAAUUGGGAGAGAUGGAGGAAUUGAUUGAAAAGGAUAUGAUCAAGUCAAAGGGUGAAGUUAAUAAAGAGAGCAAUGAUAACAAUGAUGAUGAUUGUAAUGCAAAUGGUUGCUCAGUUGAUGAGCCACCAAUAUUGAAUCCUCCGUUGGUCUUCCCAGCUGUUAGCUUGUUAACAACAAACAAUCAUGCAUUGCCUCCAUAUAACCAAGUAAUCCAACCUAGUUUUUCAUUUACAACUAUGCUACAAGAUAGUCAAUUUAUGGCGAGUCAGAAUUCAUCCUCAAGUUUUAUCGCACACGAACCCUUUGGACUAAAUCCUCAUCUCAGCCAGGUGGAAGAUGAUAUGUUUUGGAGCUUUCAUUUUCUUGAGAAAGGAGGGAUUGGAUUGGGAGCGCAACAAAAGCUUUUGGUUUUGGCGAAAAAGGAGGAGGUGGGAUACGAGGAAUCAAUUGCGGCGGAAAAGGAGGAGAAGGCGUGGGGUAGGAGAAGAGGCAGACAUUAG
Messenger RNA from Malus domestica (apple), 1824 nucleotides. NCBI's taxonomy places the organism in Eukaryota, Viridiplantae, Streptophyta, Magnoliopsida, Rosales, Rosaceae. The record is from RefSeq and is a predicted model, not a curated record.